Molecule: messenger RNA, 2672 nt
Organism: Dacryopinax primogenitus
Lineage: Eukaryota; Fungi; Basidiomycota; Dacrymycetes; Dacrymycetales; Dacrymycetaceae
Exons: 1
Coding region: 74-1003 (309 amino acids)
Source: RefSeq, a predicted model, not a curated record
CGGUUCUUUACCUCAUGACAGUCAACAUCUCUUCCCAGUUAGUCGACAGCACGGCAAUACACAACACUGAACGAUGAUCUGGCCACUCUCUCUUUUGCCUUUCUUUGCGCCGGCACAACUACCGCUCCUGCAGGAAUCUACUUCACGCGGUAUCGAGACCGGCGUCUUACCUCUGCAAUGGCCCGCAUACAACUGCAGCAUCGAUCCGCCACCGGAACCCUGGCACGUCCACCACUACAACGCCCAUCUGACGAUUCUGCGUCAGUCCGGCUGCACAGAGUGCGAAAAACCUUUCCUGUACUUGUUGUACGGGAAUAAAAAAGCGUUGCUGUUAGAUUCGGGUGCGAGGAACGGGGGUGUGCUGGCAGCUGUCCAGCACGAGCUGCAGGCGAAGGGUUGGCAAGGCGAGCUAGUCGUGGCGCAUACGCACGGACAUGAUGAUCACAUCGAGGGCGACUCUGAGCUAGAACAAGCAGGAUACAUCGUCAUACCUGCUACGGUCGAUGCGAACAAUGCAUACUUUAAUAUCACCGACUUUUUUGGCGCUAUCGACCUCGGCACUCGGUUGGUCGAUGUGAUCGCUAUUCCAGGGCACGAAGAGGCUUCAUUGGCGUUCUACGACCACCGUACUGGAAUACUCUUUUCUGGGGACUCGGUCUACCCCGGAAGACUAUACGUUCCCACCACAGCAUGGGACGACUUCGUCACGUCGAACAAGCGACUCGUCGAGUUCACUAAAGACAAACGCGUCACCCACGUCCUGGGCGCACAUAUCGAGCAGUCCCGCACUCCGUAUGUCGACUAUCCGGCAGAAACGGUGUACCAACCCGAUGAACACGCACUGGAGCUAGGAAGGGCAGCUUUGCUGGAGAUCCAGGAUGCGCUGGAGGGGAAGGACAAGCCAGAGAGGGUGUAUAUGCGGGAGUACGCUAUCUGGCCCGUUGAUAGGGCCGUAGAUGUCACUGUGCCGGAGGCGUCGAGUCCUUCACACGGCGAUUUAUAGACCGGCGCUAGGAAUCGGAAUCUGCAUUGUGUUGAUGGAACAAGGCCGCGUCUUGUUAUGGCAGUAUUCAAUACGAACUCAUUGCUAUAGUACAAAUUAGAUACACCACGAGGCUGUUACCUCCCUACAAACUAUGCGACAUCCCAGCUGCGUUGCCCAUAUCUUUUUCCGCCUCAUCCGCCAUCUCAAUCCAGUGGUCUCCAUUGUACAUCUGUGCCCCAGUUCGCAUGGCAAGUGUCACCAAGUCCUUCACCACCGCCCUGUCCGCGUUCUGCAGAAUGAUGUUCUGCAUCUCGUACGUCUUUGCAAUUCGCGCCACGAGCCAGUAGAUAUACCUCGUCCAGUUGCUGAUUUCCACAGGGGAGAGAUCGAACAGCGUGACGCUCUCAAGCGCGGGAAGGCUCGCUUUACCGAGGCUGGUGAGGAAGGACUCGUGGCCUCCCUUCUUCGCAUCCCACCAGUUCUGCCGUUCAGGCGCAUCGAGCGGUUCAGAAAAGGACCCUGCGGCAGGGACAAAGCCAAACAGGCCUAUGCGACGGAGAUGCAAGAGAGGGGGGAACGUCCUCUGGCAUUGGAUGAGCGGUAGGUGGGUGACGUAUUCCUCCAACAUUGGGCAGAGGGCAAGGGAGGAGAGUUCGAGGUCGUAGCUCUUUGGCGCGUGGGGGUACAGAAGAACAAGCUUCGUCAGUGAUUUACCGUGAUGUAGGAGUAGGGGAUGAAGUGAAUCGAUAUCAGCGGAUUGAUAGGCGUCCCCGACGACUGACGUGAGUCGGGGAAGGUCGCACAUGCCAAGCGCGCGGAUAAAUGCGGCAUUCGCAUCGGUCACACGGAGAGCGAUAUGCUGCAAGUUUGGAACUGAGAGUCGUUUGCCCGGUGUGUUGUAGAAUUUUUCCUCCAUAUCGAUGCAUGCUUCGACCAGCCCGAGAACUCGGAGACAGGGUGUAUGCGCGGCGAGGUUGAGCAAAGCCUCCCCAGGCGGGUUGUCCUGCCAAUCGCGGAAGUGCAGUUUGCGUAUUCGACUUGCCUUCAUGGCGGGAAUGAGUGAUCUUGGGAGGUCGUCGACUGCGAUCCAGAGUAACUCCUCUAGCCCGUCGCAAAGCUCGAUAAUCUGCCGCAGUUGUGUGGCCACGUCGUCUACCGCUCCCAUUUCGCCCUCUUCCUCGAGCUCAUCGAAUCUGAACGCGAGAUGCCGCGCAAACCGACCGGCAUGAUCGGCACCGACGCAUUGCUGCAUCAUCAUCAACGCCAAGUCUAGGUCGCGUGGUGUUCCCCAAAGGACGAGCGAUUCGAACAAGAGAGGAAGGAGGAGCACAUUCCAAGAACGGGAAACCAGUCGCAAAUCCCAUAGUCCGCGUUGUUCUUGCCCAUCGUUUGGAAGAUACGUCUCGUCAUGCGACCAUGCAGCAGUGAGGGAUCGCAUGCGACUCGUUGUGUCGUACUUCCAGCUCUCGCUCCAGUCGAAGGCCUGACGGAGGAUAUGCACCCACAACUCGGUUGGGAGGUGAGCGAAUGAGCGUACAGACGUCGUUGACGGUGAUGAAUUCGUUUGUUUGCCUUCCUGGAGCUUCUCCAUGUUUAUUUCUGUCCUUUCAGAGGAAAUCAAGUUGAUCAAUGACCCAUUCUCGAGCCAGGCAGAUCGAUUAGGAGAGAAGUCGAAGUAGGGCAAUGG